AUGAGGGAACGGAGCCCCAUCCUGCUUGUCCUUGGCUCUGAAGUUGUGUUGGCAGCUGAGCAGGAGGCAGACAGCCGGGCUGCCUUUUCUGUCAUGACUUCAGAGAGAGACCAGCAACUGGGCAGCUUAACUGUCUUUAAUAAGGAGGAUUUUGAAGAAGACUGGGUUAAAGUGGCCAGCGGAGGCUUUGGGCAUGUGUACCAAGUCAAGCACAAGAGGUGGAGAACAGUUUAUGCAGUCAAAUGCUCUCCGUACCUGCUGCAGGACUCCAGCGUGGAGAGGACUAGUAUGACCUGUCUAAUGGAAGAGGCAACCAAGAUGGAGAAAAUCAAAUUCCAGCACAUUGUCACUGUCUAUGGGAUCUGCAACAGGCCUUUGGGGAUAGUGAUGGAAUAUAUGGCGAGAGGGUCCUUGGAGAAAAUUCUUCCCACUCACAAAAUGUCAUGGCAGCUCAAAUUCCGCGUUAUCCAUGAGAUGGGCUUGGCUAUGAAUUUCCUGCAUAGCAUGACACCUCCUUUGCUGCACUUAGAUCUAAAACCAGGGAACAUUCUCCUAGAUGGGAAUAUGCAUGUCAAGAUCUCAGACUUCGGGCUAUCAAAAUGGAUGGAACAGUCUAGCCGAAUGCAAUAUAUUGAAAGCUCUGCUUUGAGAGGCACUUUGAGCUACAUCCCCCCCGAAAUGUUUCUGCAGAACAGCAAGCCCCCAGGAAUCAAGUACGAUGUGUACAGCUUUGGAAUUGUCAUUUGGGAGGUACUUAUGCAGAAGAAACCUUAUGCAGGAGCCAACAUGAUGGCCAUUAUAGUCAAGGUUGCAGCAGGAAAGAGGCCCUGCCUAGAACCCACCAGUGAUGACUGGCCAGGGGAAUGCCAGCAGAUGGGUGACUUGAUGAAGAGGUGUUGGGACCAAGACCCCAAGCAAAGGCCAAGCUUUACAGAUAUCCCUGUAGAAACAGACAUGCUGCUGUCACUGAUACAAAGCCUUGUAGUAGAUCCAGAGAAUGAGCGCCUUGUUAGGAAGAUGUCCCACAAGCCUGCCAUCUCUGGGAACCAGCAGAGUGACAAAGAAGAGUCCAUCUUCCCCCAAGACACCAGAAGUGGUGGUAAUGACAAUCAGGAGGUUCGUAUCCCACAAAGUCCAGAGGACAUCUUAUCUGAGGAAAUCUGUAGGGUCCAUGAAAAUGGCCUCACAUUGCUUCACCUCAUGGUGAUGCAGGGAGAUGUGGAAAAGGUGAAGUUUCUCCUGAGCCAUAAAGCCAAUGUGAACAGCCAGGUAGUCUGUGGCUAUACCCCACUCAUUAUGGCUGUUCAGAAAAGGUCACCAGAGAUCUGCUCAGUUCUGAUAGAGCAUGAUGCAGACAUCAAUAUGGCUGAUGAUGAUGGCUGGACACCUCUUCACUUUGCUGCUCAGAAUGGGGAUGACAGAAUUGUACGCCUCUUGCUGGACCACCAAGCACAGGUAAAUGCUCAAGAGCAUGAUGGGUGGACCCCUUUGCACUUGGCAUCACAGAACAACUUUGAGAAUGUGGCCCGAGUACUGCUGUCUCGCCAGGCUGACUCCAACACCCCGGAGGCUGAUGGGAAAACUGCCCUCCAUGUGGCAGCUUGCUUUGGACACGUCAGCUUGGUGAAACUGCUUGCCAGUCAAGGAGCGGACCUGGAGAAAAAGCAGAACAACCAUAGAACCCCACUUCAUGUUGCUGUGGAGAGGGGAAAGUUCAGAGUAGUCCAUUAUUUGCUGAAGAAUGGUACCUCUGUCAACAGCCUGGAUCAAAAUCAUUACAGCGCCCUGCACCUGGCUGUGGUGAGGGGGAAGUAUCUCAUCUGUGAGAAACUCAUCAAAUAUGGAGCCAAUGUGGAGCUGAGGACAGACAAAGGUUGGACUGCCCUGCACCUGGCUUCUUUCAAAGGACACAUUGAGAUCAUCCACCUGCUAAAAGAUAGCCACGCCAAACUGAAUGCCAAAGGAAGCAUGGACUGGACGCCACUUCACUUGGCUACUCGCUACAGCGAUGAGCCGGUAGUCUGUGAGUUAUUGAGAUGUGGGGCAGAUCCCAACAUUGCUGAGAAGUCACAGUGGGCCCCUCUCCAUUUUGCAGUCCAGCGGGGCUCCUUUAUGGCUGUCAUCAAUCUUCUGGAGUGCAAGGCAGAUGUCAAUGCGAAGAACAAAGUGGGCUGGACACCCUUGCACCUUGCUGUCCUCAAGGGCAAUAUGGCCAUUAUAAAGACCUUGAUUAAGGCUGGUGCUCUGCUUGACGUGGAAGAUAUCACUGGCUGUACAGCCCUCCAGUUGGCAAUUAGACAUCAGAGAGAAAACAUCAUUACGCUGCUUCAAGGCAAGGACUCCUUGAUGAAUAAAUCAGGGAAUCGGACUCUGCUGAAUGAUGCUAAGAUUUCAAGACCCAAAUUUGUUCCAGGAAGGACAGAUCUGUAG
This is a messenger RNA of Cariama cristata (Red-legged seriema), 2430 nucleotides long. RefSeq names its product ankyrin repeat and kinase domain containing 1 (gene ANKK1). The record is from RefSeq and is a predicted model, not a curated record. Lineage: Eukaryota; Metazoa; Chordata; Aves; Cariamiformes; Cariamidae. The coding region runs from base 1 to 2430 and encodes 809 amino acids. The transcript has 9 exons. Gene Ontology annotation, cellular component: cytoplasm. Gene Ontology annotation, molecular function: protein kinase activity; protein binding; ATP binding. Gene Ontology annotation, biological process: protein phosphorylation; regulation of cell cycle process.